This is a messenger RNA of Alligator sinensis (Chinese alligator), 4436 nucleotides long. It is a transcript of the gene APBB2, whose product is annotated as amyloid beta precursor protein binding family B member 2. NCBI's taxonomy places the organism in Eukaryota, Metazoa, Chordata, Crocodylia, Alligatoridae. Gene Ontology annotation, cellular component: nucleus; cytoplasm. The coding region runs from base 211 to 2550 and encodes 779 amino acids. Gene Ontology annotation, molecular function: amyloid-beta binding; transcription factor binding. Gene Ontology annotation, biological process: regulation of DNA-templated transcription. The transcript is spliced from 16 exons. The record is from RefSeq and is a predicted model, not a curated record.
UGAAAAACUUAAAUGCCUCUCCUGUGCUUGUGAGAUAGAUUUCUUUCUUUAGUGUGUGACCUCUUGGGGUGAGCACUACUGGUGUUGGUGGCAAGGACUGAAGAAGCUGGCAUUUCAUACGUUGGCACACUGAGGAGCUGGGGAAUUAAACAUUUCGAUCUUGUGCUUUGAAAACAGCUGACAACGUGUGGUAAUGUGCUGACUGGCAUUAUGGGCAGACGAUACCCAGGGGCUCACUAUCGUCCAAGCAGCUCAUUUGACUCCAGUGUGGACACUUUGGCAGUGUUUAUGGCAAGCAACAGCACAACGGACGUUGUGAAUCGCAAUAAUCCCGCCACUCCACCAAAUACCCUUAACCUCCGUUCCUCCCACAAUGAGCUGUUGAAUGCAGAAAUAAAACACACAGAAACCAAGAACAGCACUCCUCCAAAAUGCAGGAAAAAAUAUGCAUUAACUAACAUUCAGACAGCCAUGGGCCUUUCAGAUCCAGCAGCACAGCCUCUUCUGGGGAACAACUCUGCCAACAUAAAGCUGGUAAAGAAUGGAGAGAACCAGCUUAGAAAAGCAGCAGAACAAGGGCAACAGGAUCCCAACAAAAACCUCACAACCACUGCAGGCAUAAACAUAACUUCUGAGAAGUUAGAAGGUAAAGAGCCAGUCCCCCAGGAUUCUUCUGGCUCUGAAAUACUGCCCUCACAACCCAGGAGAACCAAGAGCUUCCUAAAUUACUAUGCAGAUCUGGAAACAUCAGCCAGGGAACUAGAACAGAAUUUUGUGGUGAUGGAAGAGAAAUCUGCACAAAGCAACAGCCAGGCUUCUACCUUUAUUGUCAAUGGGGAUGUCCUGCCUGGGCAGCAAACCAAGCUGUCAAGCCCAGAAGAUGGCCAAGUAGCCACUGUAUCAAGUCCUGAGACUAAGAAGGACCAUCCUAAAACUGGAGCCAAAACAGAUUGUGCGCUACAUCGGAUUCAAAACCUGGCUCCAAGUGAUGAAGAUUCCAGCUGGACAACGUUGUCACAGGACAGUGCUUCUCCAAGCUCCCCUGAUGAAACAGAUAUAUGGAGUGAUCACUCAUUUCAGACAGACCCUGACUUGCCACCGGGCUGGAAAAAAAUCAAUGACAUUGCAGGGAUCUAUUAUUGGCACAUACCAACGGGAACAACCCAGUGGGAACGUCCUGUCUCCAUACCAACAGAUCGUCAGGGUUCAAGGAAAGGAUCCCUCAGUUCCAUAACUCCAUCUCCAACCCCAGAAACUGAGAAACAGCCAUGGAGUGAUUUUGCUGUACUGAAUGGGGGAAAGAUUAAUAGUGACAUUUGGAAGGACCUACAUGCAGCCACUGUGAAUCCAGACCCCAGUCUAAAAGAAUUUGAAGGAGCAACAUUACGUUAUGCAUCUUUAAAGCUCAGAAAUGUUCCACAGUCUGAUGAAGAUGAUUCCUGCAGCAUCAACAGUGAUCCGGAAGCCAAGUGUUUUGCUGUGCGCUCUUUGGGCUGGGUAGAGAUGGCAGAAGAAGAUCUUGCUCCUGGAAAAAGUAGUGUUGCUGUCAACAAUUGCAUCAGACAACUCUCUUAUUGUAAAAAUGACAUCAGAGACACAGUCGGAAUUUGGGGAGAGGGAAAAGACAUGUAUCUCAUACUGGAAAAUGACAUGUUAAAUUUGGUUGACCCAAUGGAUCGCACUGUUCUUCAUUCCCAGCCCAUUGUGAGCAUCAGAGUCUGGGGUGUGGGCCGUGAUAAUGGCCGAGACUUUGCUUAUGUAGCAAGAGACAAAGACACAAGAAUUUUGAAAUGUCACGUAUUUCGAUGUGACACACCAGCAAAAGCCAUUGCCACAAGUCUGCACGAAAUCUGUUCUAAGUUGCUACUAUACUAUAUGUUGGAAAAAAUGCUGUAUUAUCGCCGUCUUCUUCAGAUUAUGGCUGAACGGAAGAAUGCUAAAGCUGUGGCUUGCAGCUCAUUGCAAGACCGGACAAAUGCCACCCUAGAUGUUCCUCUGCAAGUAGAUUUCCCAACACCAAAGACAGAGCUGGUACAGAAGUUCCAUGUGCAGUACUUGGGCAUGUUACCUGUAGCUAAGCCUGUGGGAAUGGAUACACUGAACAAUGCUAUAGAAAGUCUUAUGACUUCCUUGAGCAGGGAAGACUGGAUGCCAGUUACCAUGAAUGUUGCUGAUGCCACCGUCACAGUCAUCAAUGAAACAAAUGAAGAAGAAAUCAUGGUGGAAUGUCGUGUACGAUUCCUGUCCUUUAUGGGAGUGGGCAAGGAUAUCCAUACAUUUGCCUUCAUUAUGGAUACAGGAAACCAGCAUUUUGAGUGCCAUGUUUUUUGGUGUGAGCCAAAUGCAGGCAAUGUAUCAGAAGCUGUUCAGGCUGCUUGCAUGUUACGGUAUCAGAAGUGCUUAGUAGCCAGACCUCCUUCGCAGAAAAUUCGACCACCACCUCCUCCUGCAGACUCGGUGACCAGAAGAGUUACAACUAAUGUAAAAAGAGGAGUGUUGUCCCUCAUUGACACUUUGAAACAGAAACGCCCUGUCACUGAAAUGCCAUAAGAGGAUUCUUGUAACACUUAACCCAAAAUAUAGUAGCUACACUAAGGAAAAUGAACUGAUGAUGCUCAGCCUUCCAUUUGAAAUUGCUGAUGCUUUGUCUUCAGAGAAUUUACCCUUAUCAAAACAAUGUUAGACAAGCAUGUUCUCUUGUUCUUGCCACCAUUGUGUGAUAUGAAAAGAAGCAUGAAUAAUUUUUUUGCUGUCAGUGAGUUACAUCAUGAGCAAUGGAAGGUCUAUUUCUGAUUGUAAAUAUUAUGAACAUUACCUAAAUUCACACACACAAAGAAUAUGGCCACAUCCCUCCUAGAGAACUAACGCUAAAAACCUUGGAGUGAAUGAUGCCUGAGUUAAUAGUUUCACCGUCUUGAGCUGGAUUUGUCACGAGCAAACCUUAAAUCCUGCAGCACUCUUCCCUAUUUUCAACACUGGAGUAGGUAUUGAAUAGUUACCAUUGACUUAUAAAUACCAAGUUUUAUUUUCCAAAACUGCACCUAUUAGUUUUAAAGUGUCUGUUGGAAUCAGUCUAGGAACUAUUUAACAACUCUCCCUGAAAUGCUUUUGAACCAUAGUAACCAUAUUUCAUCUACUGUUUAUAUAUUAUGACCUUGGAGAAGAAUUGUUUUAAUACCAAACUGAUGCUUAAGAUAUUGGAAAAGUUUUAAGCAAUACAAAUCAGGGUGCAUCAGCUUCAACUAUUCAUCCUCAGACAGACACAUGUACCUGGUAGCUGUUAAAUUUAUUCUCCAAAGUCCUGCAGCAUGCAACAAAAAUGUGAUUUGCUUCAGAUAGGAUUUAUCCCUAUCCUAAGUCAGCAGAGCCCAACCAGAACUGUGCAGACAAGGAACUAUACAUUUCCUUAGAUAAAACUGUGACCUUUUUUUCUUAACAAGCUUUCAGGUGAAGGCCUUGUGACGCAACUUUUCCCGUUGGAAUUUGUUGUCGAGUUAAAACUUACAUGGGCACAAAGGAAGAACAAUCACAUUUUUGCUGCAUAGGCCCGUUUGUGUGCACCUCGUCCUGUGGAGUUUUGUUUUACUUUCAUUCAUUCCCUUUCUGUAGCAGCUUUCAGCAACAGGUUGAAACAGCGAUACAGUUGUUCUGACAAUGGGGCUUCUCGUAGCACAACCUAGUUUUAAUACUUCUGCUUCAAAAACUCCAAUUAUGUUGGUCCACACCACAGCAAGUUCCUUGGCAACAAACCAUAAGGUAUUUCCCCUCAGAUUUGUGCAUUUUAAAUACUCUUAUCUGUGCUGACACUAAUUCUGAAAAGAGAUUGUCAAGGUUAACAGAUCCACAGUUUGACCUAUUUGGUCUUUACAUCUAUUCACAAAGGGUUUUGUUUUUUAAGUAAAUGCUUUCUUGUAUUUCUUCCCUUAAAAUUACUGUUGAUGGCUACCUAUGGGCACCCCUCUGGUAAACAAAUUAGGCUGGGUACGAGGUAACUGAAUACAUUUCAGCUUUUAGCUUAUAGAAGUACUAUUAAAAACAACAGGGGAAAAAGCUGUUAAAUGAACUGAGCCUAUAUGAAAUGGGACAACUGAGGGCCAGAGUGAGAUACCAAGUGUAGCUUUGGGGGUAGCAUUGGAGGAGGUGGCCCUGAAAUGCUCCUUAACCAGCGGUUAUUUUUUACAUUCUUUUAGCAGUACCUAGCACAAAGGGAACCCGACCUGGCUGAGACCUCUAACAGGAUACUACAGCACAAAGAUAUACAUUUAGCCUGCGGUUCCAGUUCAGCAAGGUGUUAAAAGUGCAUAUGUGAUACUAGGCAGACAAGGUUCUUUGGGUGAAUCUGAUAUCUUUUAUUAGACCAACUUAAAUAGUUGUAAAACAAUUAUUAAGCAAGCUUUUGUGUUCAAAAACCCUUCGUCAGGCUAAGGAAGUUUCAG